Messenger RNA from Cynoglossus semilaevis (tongue sole), 4446 nucleotides. Its product is annotated as probable E3 ubiquitin-protein ligase MGRN1. Gene Ontology annotation, biological process: negative regulation of G protein-coupled receptor signaling pathway; endosome to lysosome transport; protein ubiquitination. Gene Ontology annotation, molecular function: ubiquitin protein ligase activity. NCBI's taxonomy places the organism in Eukaryota, Metazoa, Chordata, Actinopteri, Pleuronectiformes, Cynoglossidae. Gene Ontology annotation, cellular component: plasma membrane; early endosome; cytoplasm. The transcript is spliced from 14 exons. Bases 663 to 2363 code for a protein of 566 amino acids. The record is from RefSeq and is a predicted model, not a curated record.
GGUGACGGUGACCCCGUUAGUUAAAGCAAAAGAAAGUAAAAGCAAAAGGAAGACGUACUGUAAACACUGUUUUCUAGAAUAAAACAAUAGUGGUGGUGACUGUGUCAUUGGGCUGAUAAGAAUGGCUAAUCUAUUCGAUAAUAUGAUUCCGUAUGCCUGACAGCACACGGAUAAAAAGUAAAAUAUCUACCUACACCCUGGAUAUAACCUUGUUAAGAAUAAUAUUACACGGGAAUCCUGUCAUGUCGCUGAUUGGGUUAUGGUUAGAUAUAAAGCAUGUUGAUAGGUUGUAGUUAUUACAUGACGUGUAAUACAACCAAUCAGCAUUAGAGUUAGGCGGGUCUAUCAGCGCAUGCGUUCAGCGUAUGCUUGGAGACAGCCAAUCACGUCCUCUGCCCUCCCUGCUACCUUUGCACAGCUCGACCAAAACAACUGGCCUGUUCCUCUUUCGUCGCGAUUUGUUUGUUUGGACUCAAGCGAUUAAAUAGUUAAAAUGACGAAUUAAAACCAACCGUUUGUUAUUCGUUGGGCUUUAAAUUUAAUUAUAACGUUUUGUGACCCCUAAACGGAGCUUCUGUCGGAGCUUCUGUCGCGACUUUAGGUUGUCUCGCUGGUGGCUAACAGCUAAUCGUAGCUAAGCUUGGUGACCCGACAGAGAGAAGAUGGGCUCCAUCCUGAGUCGAAGAAUCGCUGGUGUUGAGGAUAUCGACAUUCAAGCUAACUCUGCUUAUAGAUUUCCUCCGAAAUCCGGGAACUAUUUUGCAAGCCACUUCUUCAUGGGAGGAGAGAAGUUUGACACACCACAUCCAGAGGGAUACCUUUUUGGAGAAAACACGGACCUAAAUUUCCUGGGAAAUAGACCAGUGCAGUUUCCUUAUGUGACUCCUGCACCCCACGAGCCUGUGAAAACCCUGAGGAGCCUGGUCAAUAUCAGAAAGGACUCUUUGCGUUUGGUCAGGUAUAAAGAUGACUCUGACGCACAGGUGGAAGAAGGUGCAAAACCAAAGGUCCAGUACGGUGUGGAGUUUACCUUUGACGCUGACGCUAGAGUGGCCAUCACGCUCUACUGCCAGGCGUUCGAAGAGUUCUCCAAUGGGAUGGCAGUGUACAGCCCAAAAGAUCCAUCGAUGGUCUCUGAAACUGUGCAUUACAAGCGAGGAGUGAGCCAACAGUUCUCCAUGCCGUCUUUCAAAAUAGACUUCAGUGAUUGGAAAGAGGAAGAUCUGAACUUUGACCUUGAUCGAGGUGUGUUUCCCAUGGUUAUCCAGGCUGUGGUCGAUGAAGGAGAUGGUAGGUCCUGGGGCUGCAUGCUGCUCCUUAACAUUUUGAGUUUUUUAAUGUCAAAUAAACUCAUAAAAAAAUACAAUUUUACCGUUUUUUCUGCAUCACCUAUCAUCUUUUUAAUUUUUUUAAAAAUGUGUCUGUGUUUCCAGGUGGACCGUGUGAGUUACCUUUUACAGGAGAUUUAUGGCAUUGAGAACAAAAACAACCAAGAGACCAAGCCGUCAGACGAUGAGAACAGUGACAACAGCAAUGAAUGCGUCGUCUGCCUCUCAGACCUGCGGGACACACUGAUCCUGCCGUGCAGGCAUCUGUGUCUCUGCAAUUCCUGCGCAGACACCUUACGUUAUCAGGCCAACAACUGUCCUAUCUGCAGGCUACCUUUUAGAGCACUUCUGCAGAUCAGAGCUGUGAGAAAGAAACCCGGUGCUCUGUCUCCUGUGUCCUUCAGCCCUGUCCUUGCUCAGACGAUGGAUCAUGACGAACAUUCAAGCACAGACUCCGUUCCUCCUGGCUUCGAGCCCAUCUCGCUCCUCGAGGCGCUGAACGGUCAGCGGUCCGUGUCCCCCGCCAUCCCCUCCGCCCCGCUGUAUGAUGAAAUCAACUUCUCUGGAGGUAUAGGUGGUGAGAGCAGGCAGCUGAGCUCCCCCGAGCAUCUGAGCGACGGGAGCCUGCAGAAGAGCAAAGUCAGCAAAUCCCCCGACAGCACCCUAAGGUCUCCGUCAUCUCCCAUCCAGGAGGAGGACGAGGAGAAGCUGUCCGAGAUGUCCGAUGCUCAGCCGCAUACCAUGCUCUCCAGCAGCCCAGCCCCUACGGACGCCACAGCAACAGAGGAUGUGGCCGAGUCCCUGUCUCCAGACGAUGAGGACAGAAUGCAUUCUGGGGGAGACAUUCUGCAGGACUGUGACAGCGAGCACAGCUGCUUGACCAAAACGGAGAGCGACCCACCAGGUGACCUGUCACUACCAGGUUCCUCGGAGUCAACAGAAAGUCUGAAAAGUCAGAGCACAAACAGCUCCAGCCAGCCUCUCCUGUGUCCCACGAGCAGCCUUCACCUGGAAGACGAGCAUCUCACUCCCUGACUCUGGUCCAGAGAAGUUUCCCCUGCGGUCCAUCACAGCAGAGAGUCUUUGUUCCUUUCACAUCCCAGCCUAGUAAGUUCACCACACCAGGAGAGGACUGUGAAAAGUAGAUGAGGAAUUUGACUCAUUUAAGCUACCACUGAAGUUUUUUUUAUAUAUAUAUAUACUGUAUAGUUUCAUUGCUUCUACAGAUUAAAACAUUUCAUUACAUCCUUAAUAGUUAGAUCUAUUGUGUUGGAUAAAAUAAUUGUGGUUAAUUAUUGUAAACCUAAGACAUUUCACUACGAAAAAAACGUUCAGACCUGUUUCUACAGUCCGUACUGACUAACUGAUCACGUGUUGACAACACGAACGGGUAAAUUUUUUUUUGGCUUGUAACACCAGCAGCACAGGAUGUGAACAACUGCUAAAUUGUCCAGGGACAAACUCUAAAUCUAAGUCUGAGGUUAACUGAUUUUUCACUGAUUAAAUUGAACCGUUAAAAACACUAAUGUUAAUAAGCAUGUUUUUCGUAAAGUUUCUCUUUUGCUAAAAGGAUGAACCUGGUUCGACAUAGAAGGGUGAAAAGGCUACGCCUCAUUAUAAUGAUUUCGUAACAUUUAGGUGACAACCAUUGAAACUGCAACUUUUCACGUCCACACUAAAAAAAAUCUGGCACUAUUAAGAAAUGUUUCUCUAAUUAAAGCCAAACAUUUUUUUGUGCUGCAAAUUCACAAACAAUACUACAAAAUAUGUAUGUCUUUCUAUCCCCCCCCCCCCUCGCGGCUCUUUUUUUUCUUUUAACUUUGUCAUCACGUCAUCAGGUCACUCAGGACAGCAGGUCUGAACCGAAGCUAUCUUUUCACUAUGUUGCUUUCAAGCACACUUACUUUAAUUUAACACAGUAUUGAUUAGCUAAGCCCAUAUGCUCACCUUGUCGUAAACAGGGACGCUAACGCCUCAGCGACGGCAGCCCGUGGCAUGCUGGAAAAGAACAUAAAGGUAUCAGAUCAAUAUCGGUAUCGGGCAUGAAAAAAAAGUCCUAGUUUAUUUGCAGUGAUUUUGCACUUCUUUAUAAUCCAUUCCUUUGAAAAACCGAUGUUGAUAAGCUUCCUGUGCGAUAUCUGAUGUAUCAUAACUGUACUAGGAACCUGUGUCGUGUCUCCAGAAUUGCAUAAAAUGUAGAAAAAUCUCCUGACAACGAGGCAGUGACGCUUUAGACUCCGUAUAAAUACGCAUUAUUUAGCACUGUCUCCAUAAGUGCUGCAGAAGAAUACAUCUUACACUCUGAGCAGUGUGUGUUUGCUAACGCUAACGCAGUGCUAACGUACGGCACAGGUAGCCUUCGUCCCCCCCCCCCCCCCCCACCUCUGCGUCUGCUUCUAGCUUCAGAACCUAGUUUUCUGUGUGGCUGCACUGCCUUUAAAUACUUACGUCUCUGUUUGUGUGGCCCCAUGCAUUUAGAUGUGCCUUGAAUUGAUAUGGCCUCUGCCUGCUUGUUGCAUAUUGGACAUGACCGUAGCUUCUAAUGCUAAGUGCUACAACACACACACACACACUUGCGCGUGCAUACAUUUUCAGCCCACAGACAUGAUAUAGUUUUUUUUAAAUAUUACUUCUAGAAAAAAUAUACCUUGCCAUGAGAAAUAUAUAACAUAUACUUUUUAAUUAUUUACUAUGUUAAGACCAUUUAUCACUUAUGCAUUUAAUCUUUAGGUCAAAGUGGAUUGUGGGUUUUUUUUUUUUCCAUUUUCCACUGAGGAGAAUAGCCAGUGCAAUGAGAUGUAAUUUAAGGACUUAAACAACAAUGUGCAUGUGAAUAUGCUGACAGUAACACAUCUCUCUGUGUGUGUGUCUAACAUGGUUAGUUUGUGUUAAGGCCACUCACCCUCCUCCUCCUCUUUCGUCUUCUGGAUUCCGUGCCAUUUCACUCUGACACUGUGCCUUCCUGCUCUUCUUCUGACCACUGUUCACCUGGUAUCCAGGAUGAAUCCACACUAGGUGGUUUGUGACUCUGUAAAAUCAUAAACAGUCCUUCCUUGUGUGUAUAGAAGCAUGUGUAUUACAAUAAAGGACAAAGACGCUGAACUUCAACCAACACUUA